AUGAGUAGGGAAGACGUUGAAAACACUAACAAGUUACUGUUCAAAAUUUGCAUGGAAGGGGAAUGGAAUGAGGUAGUUGAUAUCUACAAGAAGAAUAAGAAGGCUCACGAAGCCAGAAUAACGAGAUCAGGGGACACUGCAUUGCACGUAGCGGUUUCUGAUGGGCAAGAGAACGUGGUCGAAGAACUAGUGAAACUGAUUUGUUGCGAGCAAGAUGAGCAUCGAAAAGCUUUGCGAAUUGGGAAUAAGAGAGGGAACACGGCGUUGCACUAUGCGGCUUCACUGGGGAGUGUGAAAAUGUGUCACUGCAUUGCUUCCAAAGCACCUUCAUUGUUGAGUAUUCGCAACGUUGAUGGUGAGACCCCUCUCUUUUUGGCUGCUCUCCAUGGCAGAAAAGAAGCUUUCCUUUCCCUUCAUUAUCAUUGCCACGCCAAUCCAAAGACUCCCAACUAUUCAAUAUGUAGAAGAAAUGACGGUGACACCAUUCUUCAUUGUGCAAUUGCCGGAGAUUAUUUUGAUUUGGCAUUCCAAAUAAUUCACUUAUACGAAGAUCUUGCAAACUGGGUUAACGAGAGAGGGUCCUCUCCUCUUCAUAUCCUGGCGAGUAAGCCUUCCGCUUUCAGAAGUGGUAGCCGCCUUCGACGGUUCGAAGCAAUUGUUUAUUACGUGACCGACCCUUUGACACGAUUUUUGAAAAAUAAGUUGCCACGAAAAGAUCAAACUGGAACUCAAGGAGACGUUGAAGCAUCGAAAGAGAUGGCUACAAAUGGAGCCGAGACAAAAUGUUCAGGAUCAGAAACAAGGGAUUCGUCGAGUCCGUUAUUUCCUGCCAAUUACAAAUGCUGUGUGGAUUUAUUCAAGUUUGCAUAUAAGCUAACGUUGGUAAUUCUUGGAAAAGGUCGCAUGUAUGAGUACGAUGACAAUGGCCGUGAUCCACACGAAAACUUACGGGGUAAAGCUCGAGAGAUAGCUCCAUCUAGUUUUGAAGGGUGGGAUGAUACUUUGGCCACUAUUACCGAGAAGCAGCAAUCUUCCACCACCAAAGGAGAGGCCAGGCAACAAAAUAAUGAUGAGAAACAUAUAAAGGGGGAGAUGCUGGAGACACCGAUAUUAAUAGCAGCAAAGAAUGGUGUGACAGAAUUGGUAGAGAAAAUCCUGGAAUUGUUUCCGGUAGCUAUUCAUGACAUGGAUGCUAAGAAGAAAAACAUAGUGCUGUUGGCAGUAGAGAACAGGCAAUCCCACUUAUAUGAGUUCUUGCUCAAAUGGAAAAACCGAAAGGAAAGUAUAUUCAAGAAAGUGGAUAACGAGGGGAACAGUGCAUUGCACUUGGCAGCCAAGUAUGGAGACCUUAAACCUUGGCGCAUUCCUGGCGCAGCGCUGCAAAUGCACGGGGAAAUCAAGUGGUACUUGUAUGUUAAGGAAUCGAUGCCACCACGUUUCUUUGGUCGAUACAACAAGGACAACAAGACUCCAAGAGAGAUCUUCACCGAAACUCACAGGGAACUCGUCAAAAGCGGCGGGGAUUGGCUGAUCAAAACCUCUGAAUCUUGCUCCGUGGUGGCAGCACUGGUUGCCACUGUGGCCUUCACCACAUCCACCACUGUCCCAGGUGGUUUUCAUGACACAACCGGUCUCCCAAUCCUCGAAGACAAGCCAGCAUUUGACAUCUUUGCCAUCUCAUCACUCAUUGCACUUUGCUGUUCGGUCACCUCGGUGGUGUUGUUCCUGUCAAUACUCACAUCUCGGUACCAAGAGAAUGAUUUCGGUAAAAGUCUUCCUAGGAAGAUUAUAUUUGGUUUGACAUCGUUGUUCAUGUCCAUUACCUCCAUGCUGGUUUCUUUCUGCGGUGCUUUUUUCUUUGUGCUCAAGGACAAAUUUAGAUCCGCUGCAUAUCCUGUAUAUGCCGUGACAUGCCUGCCAGUGACACUUUUUGCCUUGGCUCAAUUUCCACUAUACUUGGAUCUUAUAUGGGCUACUUUUAAGAAAGUACCACAGCGUAGGUACAAAACCACACUACUUUAGUUGUAAGUACGAGUAGACCAGCAUUCUAGUAGCUUCAAUUACUAUGCAUUUGUUACUAAUAGCACUCCUGUAACAUAAUCCCACAUCCUAGUUUCAAGACCAUGUUUUUAGUAAAUGUUGCUUAAUUUAGACCUUGUUGUAUUUGUUAUUUCAUAAGAGACUACAGACCUAGUGUGUGUAUUACAGUAUUUCUAUAUGCAAUAUAAAAUGUUUCUUACAGUAUUUCAAAACAUAACUGACAUUUUUUUGGGUGGAUAAAGACUGAUAGCCCCUAAUCAAAGAGUGUACACAAGGAAGAGUGAGAGAAUACAGAGGGUUAAUUCCUCAAGUACAUGUGAAUGAGAAGGUCGUGAGUGGACGUGAGGAAGAAUGUGGUAGCUUCUGAUGGCUAUUCAGACAUGGAUAAGUUGAAGAGCAAGGGAGAAACCGUUAGAAGA
Molecule: messenger RNA, 2459 nt
Organism: Gastrolobium bilobum
Lineage: Eukaryota; Viridiplantae; Streptophyta; Magnoliopsida; Fabales; Fabaceae
Exons: 7
Coding region: 1-2022 (673 amino acids)
Molecular function (GO): protein binding
Source: RefSeq, a predicted model, not a curated record